This is a messenger RNA of Punica granatum (pomegranate), 1348 nucleotides long. The record is from RefSeq and is a predicted model, not a curated record. Lineage: Eukaryota; Viridiplantae; Streptophyta; Magnoliopsida; Myrtales; Lythraceae.
GAACCAGACAAAUAAUUACUGGAUUGAAUCCUUAAACAAAACAAAACCGUGAAACUUCUUAAUGUUUCUGUUGUCAUCUCGUACGGUCCAGUCAGGGAAGCAUCGAUCAUUUAUCGACACAAACAACAAAAGGGAAAAUGACAGCGUCAGAUGACGUGUCACUUCCUCUAAUUUCCCAAAACAGACUCGUAGAUUCUGUUUGGGCGGUUGUUGGGGCGUUUUUUUUCCCUAUUGGGCUGCCGUUGACGGUCCAAGGUAGAAGGAGGAGGAGGAGAGGCCGAGGAACAUCCACAGGACGAGGAGGAGGAGGUAGAGGCACCACGGCCGCUGCCUCUGCGCCAUGGAAUGUGGUAGGAACGGAAACCCAACGUUGCCUGCUCCCCGGAGGGUCAUGGUGGUGGUGGAGCCGACCAGGGAGGCUGCAGGCGCCCUCCAGUAUGCCCUCUGUCAUGGGGUAGUUGAGCGCGACGAGCUCAUCCUCCUCUACGUGGACAGCCCGAACUCGUGGAGGAACACUCUCUCGACCCUGUUCAGGCAGUCCGGCGUCAUUGCUUUCCCUGCAGGUGGUGGGACCGGGAGCACAAGCGGCUCCUUCACCUUCUCUUACCAUGGCGUGGAGGGGGACUUUCUCGAGGAGACGAGGCGAGUGUGCGAGGCGGCUCAGCCAAGCGUGCGGGUGAGAACGGAGAGGGUGGAGAUGGAAGGAGGGAGGGAUAAGGCUUCCAUGAUACUUUUACAGAGCAAGUUGCAUGGCGUUGAUGUCCUCAUCAUUGGGCAGAGGAGGAGCCUUUCAACAGCAAUAUUAGGAUCGAAGCGGCAAGGAAGUUCACUGAGAGGGGUGAGAGUGGCGGACACGGCAGAAUAUCUGAUCGAGAACUGUAGCUGUGCUUGCGUCGCUGUACAGAGAAAAGGUCAAAACGCGGGGUACCUGCUGAACACCAAGACCUUCAGGAACUUCUGGCUCCUCGCCUAGGCUCAAGGUCCCUAUCAUAUCAUUCGGCGACUCAACUAGCAACUUCUUAACCCGAGAGAAGAAGAGGUCAUUCACCAAACCUGCAUAUGGUAACAGGCGUGUCUAAUCUACACAACAGAGAAUUUGGUGGAUAAGAAAGAAGCAACUACAUGAUUCUGUGGGGCACUUGUGGUUUCUUUUGUUGAUCUUGAAAUGCUUGAGAUGUUAUGUUCGAUUUGGUUUUAAGAUGAUCAGAGGAAACAAAUUAAUCUGUACAUAUUUCAGAAGCGCCAGUCCCCGAAGAUGAGAAUUAUAUGGAAAUGUAUAAGACAAUCAGCAGAGCACCAACAUCAAGUUUGUUCUCGUUUGGAAGGAACUUUGCUCUUUCAAGUCUAA